Molecule: messenger RNA, 951 nt
Organism: Enhydra lutris kenyoni (northern sea otter)
Lineage: Eukaryota; Metazoa; Chordata; Mammalia; Carnivora; Mustelidae
Gene: BOLL
Product: boule homolog, RNA binding protein
Exons: 11
Coding region: 1-951 (316 amino acids)
Molecular function (GO): protein binding; RNA binding
Source: RefSeq, a predicted model, not a curated record
AUGGAGACCGAGUCCGGGCCGCAAACAUCAAAUCAGACGCAAACAGAUUCAUUAUCUCCAUCCCCUAAUCCUGUGUCACCUGUGCCUUUGAAUAACCCAACAAGUGCCCCAAGAUAUGGAACAGUGAUCCCUAAUCGCAUCUUUGUAGGAGGAAUUGACUUUAAGACAAAUGAAAAUGAUUUAAGAAAAUUUUUUUCCCAGUAUGGGUCUGUAAAAGAAGUGAAGAUUGUAAAUGACAGAGCUGGAGUGUCCAAAGGGUAUGGUUUCAUCACUUUUGAAACACAAGAAGAUGCACAAAAAAUUUUACAAGAGGCUGAAAAACUUAAUUAUAAGGAUAAGAAACUGAACAUUGGUCCAGCAAUAAGAAAACAACAAGUAGGAAUCCCUCGUUCCAGUAUAAUGCCAGCAGCUGGAACAAUGUAUCUAACGACUUCAACUGGAUAUCCUUACACAUAUCAUAAUGGUGUUGCUUAUUUUCAUACUCCAGAGGUAGCCUCUGUCCCACCACCUUGGCCUUCACGUUCUAUAUCUAGUUCCCCUGUGAUGGUAGCUCAGCCAGUUUAUCAGCAACCUGCAUAUCACUACCAGGCCCCUGCACAGUGUCUACCAGGACAAUGGCAGUGGGGUGUUCCUCAGUCUCCUGCCUCGUCUGCUCCAUUCUUAUACCUGCAGCCUUCUGAUGUUAUUUAUCAACCAGUGGAAAUUGCACAAGAUGGUGGAUGUGUUCCUCCUCCUCUAUCUCUGAUGGAAGUUCCAGAGCCUUAUUCUGAUCAUGGCGUUCAAGCAACAUAUCACCAGGUUUAUGCUCCAAGUGCCAUUGCUAUGCCUGCACCUGUGAUGCAGCCUGAACCAAUUAAAAUAUAUGAAGUCUUCAAGCAGUUCCACUCACAUAGAACAGUUUGUCUUCACUUCUCUAUUUUCCCUGAGAGUACCAGAGCAUAUUGCCAAUGA